Messenger RNA from Drosophila serrata, 3519 nucleotides. It is a transcript of the gene ths, whose product is annotated as thisbe. Lineage: Eukaryota; Metazoa; Arthropoda; Insecta; Diptera; Drosophilidae. Gene Ontology annotation, molecular function: growth factor activity. The record is from RefSeq and is a predicted model, not a curated record.
ACCAUUAAUAAAUAAAUUAAUAACAAUUAAUAAAAAUGCUUGAAACAAUAAUCAAAGACUGUUCAAUUGAUAUCAACGUAAAACGCUAAUUAAACAAAAGUGCUUAAGAAAAUCCAUCGCAAUCGCAAAGUGUUCAAAAUUCUAAAUACUACAAAAUAUAUAAAUAUAUUAUAUUGAUACAUAAUCGAAAAAGUAUAUAUAAAGGAAGAGAAACUGAAUAAUUGGCCAUCGAUUCUAAAUGUUCGACUGGAUUGAAUUUAACAAAGAAGCGUAGACGAAAUACGAAUGCAAAUUAGAUGCAAAAUAAAUGGGUAAAAUGAGGUCAAGUAAAUACGAUGUUACCACAGCUUACGGUCUAUGCCAAGAUUAUUUACCUCCUGAUGGUGGUGAUUUCAGGUGCAUUAUGUACAGUAGAAGACUUCGUAAUAAUGUCACAGUGUGCACACAACAAAGCCAUACACCUAGCUGCGGAAGGAACAGUCUCAGUGACAGACACUUCACAGAUCCAAAAUAUAACGAUAUACGGCUACACGGAUUAUCUGAACAACAAAUUCAAAAUAGCACUGUACGCAAAAGAAACACAAAGGUAUUUGUGUUUCAACGACAAUUGGAGAUUAGUUGGAAUGAGGGAACUGCGAGAAACCUGCUAUUUCAAAGAGGCCCUCGUUCACGGUUAUUUCGUGUUCAGUUCCCUUGUCGAUGAGAAGCAACGUGUCGGGUUCACGCGCCGAGGUAAGCCUGUGGGUCCGAAGAAGAGCGUCAACGAUGCCUGCUACAUGUUCAAUAAGAUCGAUGCCGAGGAGUUUUUCCGCCAUCACCGGCUGCCCGAAAGGAUGGUUAAUACUAGCAACAGCAGCAGCAGCAGCAACAGUCGGACCCCGCGCAACAACAAAAACAAUCGCCACAAAUCGAAUAACCAAAAUCAAAAGUUGCAACAGCAACAGGAGCAUCAUGGCCAUAAUAAUAAUAAUAAUAAUAACGUUAUUCUUAAUAAUAGUAGUACUAGUUUAAGUAGCAUUAACAAAAAGCAAUUAGCGAUAAACAGGCAGAAGCAGCAGCAGCAACAGCAGCAGCAGCAGCGGCAACAUCAGGUGCGGCAUCAUCACAAUGAUCCAUCGCUGUUGCUGCGACGGCAGCAACAUGAAAUGAAGCAGAAGCGGCGCAAGCAGCAGAAGCAGCAACACCAGCAGCAGCAACAUGAGCUGCAACAACAACGAGUUACAGCUAGUCCAACGAAGCACUUGGCUGCAACACCCACAGUCGCAGUUACUUCACCAACAACAACAGCAACCAAAUUGUCAGCAACCACACUGAGCAGCAGGCGCAAGGGCAGACGAAGAAAGGGCAAGGCCAAGCCCAAAGCUCAGCAACAGCAGCAGCCACUCCUGGUCACAGCAGCAACAUCUCCGUACACAGACGACGACUCUCUGUACAGCAGCAGCUUUAGCAGCACGGACUUCGAGGAUCCGGACAACAGCAGCUCCAGCAGCUUGGAUCCCUGGUCCUCCUGGUCCACCAUCGAUAGCUUUAGCAGCAGCAGCACAACGACAACAUCUGAUGACAGUAUUAGCAGCAGCAGCAACUACGAUGCCUGGGCCACCUUCAUCAGCAACCAGGAGCUGGAGGCAUCCUCCUCCUCCUCCACAACCCCGGAGAUGAUGAUGAUGAUGGGCGGAAACGAUACCGAGUUGCUGCAAUACGAGCCCGAGUUGGUGGAGGAUACGGAUUUCGUCACCGAUUCCGAUACCGCUGCCUCGACAACAUAUGAAACCAAAGCAACAUCAGCAAUAGGGGCAACGGCGGCCACAACUACCUCGACAACGGGCUCCCAGCUGGUGUUAGAGCAGACGCCGCUGGCCAGAAGUAAUGACACUGUAAGAAGCACCACCAUUAGCAGCAGCAGCAGCACACGAGUCACGCCGACAGCCGCCACAACAGGUCAGACUGAAACUUCAAAGAGCAGCAGCAACUUGGGAAAUCCCGGCGAGAAUGAAGUGAAACCCCGCACUUUCCUCUGGACAACGCGAGCAACAUUCAUGCAACAGUCACCGCCCAGCAGCACGGCAGCCACAUCCUCCACAUCCACAUCCACAUCUACAUCGUGGACGACUCCGCCACAACAUGUUGCUCCCUCGCUGUUCAGCGUGGAGAAGAACAUCAACAGCAACCUCCAGAACAACACUCUCACAGAGGCCUCGCCCACGACAGCCACAACGGUGGCAGCAGGUGGAGUAACCAUGACGGCGCCAACGACUUUGAGGAAGCCGCAUCGGAUGUUCACCCGUCGACUGAUGGCCACACCAUUCCAUCGGUUGGCCUAUGUCCGGAAUGCUGGUGGUGAUGUGGACAUCGAUAAUCUGGACAAUAUCAGUGUUUAUCCCGUGGAGUACGACGGGGAUCUGGAUGGGAAUGGCGGCGGCAGCGGCAAUAGCUCCGAUGGCGGCUUCUCUGGCUUUCUGGCCACCUCGACCACUUCCAAGCUGACGGAACCCAUUCGCAUUGGGAUGAAGAAGAUUCGGCAGAAGGGCACACUAUCUGGCUUUGGUCAUAGGAGAAAUGCGUAGUAGUGUCAGAGAUAGGGAACUUUGUCUAUUGAAAUCUGUUGGAGAGAUUGAUUUGGACUUCACAUUCACAGAAACAUUUUCAAUAGGAAUUUUAAUAAUAAUAAUCUUUGGUGAUUUUAAAACACUUUCUAAAUACAAAAAUCAAAAUAUUAUCAAGAACUAAACUCAAUCAAACAGCUUAAGUCUGAUGUUUUGAUCAAAAUAUCUUAAUCAGAAUGCUAAACAUAAUUUAGAAACAUUUCCGCAGAACAAGGUGUACUCUGUGAAUGUGAAAACCCAAAUGGAUCCCCGAAAGAGACACUUACUCAUACUCAGAACUCAGUUUUCAAAAGAAUUUAAGCAAGCAGAAAACAUGCAAAGAGCAAAAAGAUAAAUAUUUCAAAUUUAUAAUGAACUGAUACAUAUAUAUAUAAACACACACAUAUAGAACUCGAUGUACAAUGGAGUUGCUUACUGUUCAGUACCUCGACUCAGACAGGACUUUGCACUCGCACCGCGCCUAAAAGCACACUACGGAAGCGAAAGGGAAGCGGAUGCGAAAUCAGCACCGGAAGAGAGCCAGCGAUAAACGAUAACCCAGGCCGCACUUCAACUUCAUCCAGCCGUGGAGCGGGUACAGUGAAGACUCUACCGCAGGCCGCAGGGACGGAACUCGCAGAACUGCUACAUAGUUAUAAAUGAAAAGACAAUAAGAUUUUUAUUUACGAGUAUGUGCUAUAUAAAACUAACAAAAAAGAAACGAAGAACCGAAGCGAUCAAUAGCGAUAGCAAUAAUCGAUAACAAAAGAAAAAUGCUAAAAAAAAUUGUUGAAAUGGAAAUUAAGAAGGCGAUUUUUCAAGUGCAAGCUAAAUAUUAAAACAAAUACGUUUCGAAUGCACUGAACAAAAGCGUAGUAAACUUUUGAUUUACUUAACCAAUUAAAUUUAUUAGCAAUGAGAAUUAAUAAAUACAAAU